Molecule: messenger RNA, 5541 nt
Organism: Esox lucius (northern pike)
Lineage: Eukaryota; Metazoa; Chordata; Actinopteri; Esociformes; Esocidae
Exons: 5
Coding region: 112-5541 (1809 amino acids)
Biological process (GO): protein targeting; protein import
Cellular component (GO): membrane
Molecular function (GO): ABC-type protein transporter activity; ATP binding
Source: RefSeq, a predicted model, not a curated record
CAAGUUCAGUGUCAGAAGAUGUUUUAGUGUUUUAACUUCUUCAGCGUUCUCACAGAUCAACAGGUCAAGGGAGCAGAAAAAAGGACCUGUCCCCACCAGGAGAGCCUAAUCAUGGGGGCAUCUGUAAGCAUUAGGAACCAGACCCCCUACACUUGGUACUACGAACUUCUUGGCGAUGGAGGUGGCAGUGGCAGAUUGAAGGCCAGGAGCAAUGUCCAAAUAUACCUAAAUGUUAGAUGGAUCCAUAACUACCUGAAGCUGAAAUAUGACACUCAUAGUUGGAACUCCUUCUCAUAUCAAUUCAACAGUAACAAGGGGAACGGGGAUAUAACAUUCACAAUUAUAGAGACCAGUGACCGUUCAUAUAUUCAGCUACUGUGCAGCGCAGAGAGUGGUGCUCCAUCAUGUGUGAACUAUGGGAAGCAAGAGGAGGACCGCAUCCGUCAGCAGCAGGAGGAGAUGGAGCGGCGAAGGCAGGAGGAGCAACGAAGACAACAGCAGGAGGAGAUGAGACGCCAGGAGCAACUGGAAAGGGAGAGAAGGAUCCAGCAGGAAAUUGAAAAGGAGAGUGAACUUUCUGGUAACAAGGUGUCAAAGGGAAAAGAAAAGUUGAGACAGAAGCUGAGUCUAAAAGCACAGCAGUUCAAUCACCAGCGGACACAAGUUCUACACCAGAUGAUAGAAGAUGAUGCUGCAGCGGUCAGAAGGGAUGAGCCAGCGGAAUUAAAAAGUAAAUUUGAAGAACUUCUGCAACAAUUUGAGAUCACUGAAGACAAAGACAUGCAAGAGGACAAACUUGAAAACCGAAUGAAAAAUCUACGGAAUGAGCUAAUCCUUCAAUACUUUGGAGAACCUCAACAGGCCAUCUGGUUUCAGUUGACCAUUGAUCGUGCAAUCAGCAAAGGAGAGCAUUCACUCACAGAGUGGUUUAGUAUCCUCACUGCUUUGGCAGAGUUAACGUUGACCAAUGACUCAGGCAAUGGAAAAGUCUACCAGCCAGACUUGGACCAGAAGUAUGACUUUUUCAUCCGUCUUCUUGAACAUCUGUAUAGCACAAAUCCCACACUGAUUCAACAACUUGCUUUGAGUAUUCUUAAAGAUUUCCCAGAGGUUUCAGACAAAAACAAGUGUCUCCUUAGUCAAAUUCUCUUCAACAUGAUCUGGGCACCCUCAGAAAUUCUGCUCUUUUUACAAGGUGUUUUAGGCAAAGACCAAGAACUGGUAACCUCAAUCCUACACACAGUGAGGACAAACAAAUUGGAUCUUCUCACUACUUUAUCUGCCCUGAAAGGAAAUGAGCCUGUCAAAUAUUUACAGUUGUAUGCUGAGACAGAACGGGACAAGGAUGCCAACAACAUUGUAAAUGAAAUGCGAAAUGAAAAGUACCCAGAUAAAUUACUAUCUAUUAUGGAGGAAAUUCUAGGGUUUAUGACUGAGGAACUUCCAAAACAUGCAAAAGAGGACUUGAAUCAAGUAACUAUAGAUGAAACAAAGCAGAUGAUCAAGUCACUGGAUUUGACUAACCCUGACCUUGCAGUUCUGAAGGUGAUAUUACUAAGGAUGUCUAUAGCAGUGCAAGACUGCUCAACCAUUUACUUUCAAGAUGGUAAAAAUAUAGAAGGCUAUUUUCCUUGUAUUAAACCACAGGAAUCACUGCUAACAGCUAAGAAAAUAGAAGGCUACUUUCCUCGACUCACUCAGCUGGCAUCACUUCUCAUGCUCCUUCUACCACAGUUAACUGGGGAAAAAGGUAUCCUUCUUGAAAUUGGAACAGGUGAAGGAAAGUCUUGCAUCCUGGCCAUGUUUGCCACCAUCCAGGCCAUCCGUGGUAUUAACAUUGACAUUGUGACCAGUUCUCCAGUCCUUGCUCGCCGAGACCAGGAAGGGUGGAAGACAUUUUAUGACAUGUUUGGUGUCACGUCUUCCGUUGUACCGCCACCACAGAUCGAAGGAAGCUCCCCUGAAAGCAGGGAUAGUAAGCUACAGGAGGCUUACAAGAAACAAUUAGUUUAUGGAACCGUUGGUAGCUUUGCAGCAGAUGCAUUGAGGCAGGAAUUUGAGAAGGACACCACACGUGGGGAGAGGACGUUUGACAUGGUGAUUGUGGAUGAAGUAGACUACAUGACUUUGGACAAUGGAGUUCAGGUGACGUUUCUUUCCCACGAGGCAAGUGGACUGAGGCAUCUUGACCAAGUCCUUGCUAGUAUAUGGUCCAUGGUAUCUAUGUGCCAGCCAAUUGAGAUGGAAGAUACUGGAGAGAUUGAGUGGGCAACUGGAAUCCAGCAUUUUCACAAGGCUGCAAAGGUAGCUGUGAUCGGUUCAGAGACUUCAGAAAAGUUCUCAGAAUUUGAUAUUUUGGCCACCGGAGUGCAGUUGGGUAUUUUUUCAGGUGAAGAAUUUAACACAUUCAUGCAAGUCCUAGAGAAAAACGAGAAAGACAACACAACGGAGAAUAAAGAAAUUGUUGAUACAUUCAUGGCCAAAGUUGGAGUUGCUCAACAGUGUGAUUUGCUCACCAUCCUGGAAACCGCACUAGAAAAUACUGUGGCCAUUGACUGCUACACUGUGACAAACAAUAAAGCAACACUGGUUGAGAAAAAUUUUUUGGAUCACAACCCUGAUAUCCUGGAUAUCAAAAUGCUUCUCCUUGAAAACGGCAGAGCCAGUGAGAUUAUGCCUGAAGAGAAACUUAUUAAGGCAACUGUCUCUGAGCUGAAGACUAAAAUCAAAUAUUCUGGCAAAUCUGAACCAAGUCAGAGUCAGAAGUCAGAUUUUCUUGUUAUCCCCUCUUUCCUUGAGAAAUACCUUGAGGAUCGAUUACCAGUCUUUGUGCAAAACGCCCUGAAAGCCAUCAUGAUGACACAAGGCAGAGAGUACAUGAUCGAUCAGGCAUUGGAAAAUGUGACUGACAAGCAACUCUACCAUGCCAUAAUCCCAGUUGAUUUCCAGGCUAGUGGGGUGCUGGAGAAGAACAAACGCUGGGGGGACGGCCUGCAGCAGUUUCUGGAGAUGAAACACCAGUUAGCAAUUACUCCUUUGUCCAAUGUGACAAAUUACCUAUCAAACUUCCAUUACUUCAAAAGAUACCUGAAAGGGAAUGGGCUGUUUGGUGUUUCUGGGACAUUAGGGGGCGAUGCUGAUAAGGAUUUCCUGGCAAGGCAUUAUGAAACAAAUAGCUACACAAUACCAGCUCACCGCCAUAAGAAGGUUGUGGAGCUUCCAGCAAUUCAGGUUAGUGGGAAAGCCCAGUGGAUGGAUAUCCUCUGUAAGACAGCCUGGAGAGUAGCAGAUGGUGGUCAGGUUGUCUUGGUUGUAUGUGAGGAUGUCAAGACAGCAAAUGAACUUCAGAACAAAAUGUCGAGAGACAAUCCACAUCCCCCCAUCACAUUAUAUACAAUUAGUGAGAAGCACAACAUUGAGACCACCAAAUUCAUUGGAGGGCAUAUUAUUAUAGCCACGAAUCUAGGAGGCCGUGGAACAGAUAUCAAAGUUGAUAAGGAUGUCAAUCUCUGUGGUGGACUAUUUGUCCUCCUGACACAUUACCCUGGCAGCCGCAGGGUGGAGAAACAGGUGUUCGGACGAACUGGUAGGAAGGGAAACCCAGGCAUGGUCCAGAUGAUCGUCUGUGAGGAUAAACUUGCCCCAGCAUACCAAGGCCAGCCUGUGGAGAUCAUGAGGCAACUAAGAGAGGAUUACGAAGUUGAACGCAUCAAGGAUAUGGAGACAGAUGAGCUUCUUGAAAUCAACAUAAAAGAGGAACUGUUUGAAACGUUUUGCACAUUUCUGGAAGAGUUUGACUGUAAAGAAUUCACAAAGGAUGAGAAAAGGGAACUGUCAGGAAUAAAUAAGAAUAAUGUCCCUAAAUGUUUUGUAGAUAGAAGCAAAAAGUUUGAUUACCAGCCAGCACUCAAUGCUUUGAAAGAAACAUGGGCAUUGUGGCUCACCGUUCAUGAGGAGCACAUCAAUAGACACGAAGAUAUCAAUGUUCUUAAAGCAGACCUUCUUGAGCAUCUCACAAACAGGAGCAAGAUGCUAUUGAAAGGAAAAAGUCUCAACUUCUAUGACCACAUCAAGCAGGCACUUGGCAGAACAGAUCUGCACUGCCGCAACAAAAAUAAUUGUGACUACGGAGCAAAAUCCUACUGGAAAGAUGUUGAAGACUGUGACCCUUUUUAUGGUGCUGUGGCACUGUACAACCAAGCCUUCAUCACCAUCAACCUGGCCAAGGGGGACUACAAAGCAGAGGCACGUGGCUUACUGGAGAAGGCAAAGACAAAGAUUGAUGUUUACCUUUUAGAAACAACCAACACUAUGGUUUCCUUUCAGAUGGCCACGAGAGGGAACUUUGAACCACAUCAUGAGGGGGAACGGAACUUUCUAAAGCAGAUAGAUUCCAGGAUGAGCAUCUACAAAGCUUGGAUUCAUAACAUUACCCUGGCAGUGAAUAAACUGAAAGAGCUUCAGGAUAAAGGCACGGCCAUAACAGAGGAAUCUUCAGUAUUCAGCCUCUCAGAAAAUCAAGACUACAUCACAGCAAAUGAACUUAUAGCCCUGCAUGAGAAUGGCUUGUUCAUUGUGUUUGAGGUGAAAAAGAAGCCUGAGUUCUGCUUUGAUGCUUUGAUUUGUUUCUUCAUUGGAAUGUGUCAGGUUGUCAUAGGAAUAUUAGUUUGUGCCCUGUCGUUUGGUGCUGCAACCAAUAUUGGCAUGAGUUUAAUCUCUGAAGGUGUCAGUGACAUGAUAGAAGGGAUAUCAGGCAUGAUAAAAGGCACAUUUGAUUGGGUGUCGUGGGCUAUAUCCAAAAGUAUUAGCAUCGGAAUGUCUCUGCUCACAGCCGGCUUCAGUGUCCUUAAAAAUGUGGUCAAGUCAGCGUAUCAUGCCACAAAAGGACUCCUCAAUGGUACAAAGACUCUUUCAUCCGUUGCAACAGAUGUCAUUGGGACUGGAAAACAUAUGUUCAAGUCCUGUCAGGGAGCAGUGAAAUCUGUGUCUACAGGAGUAUUAAAGUCUUCUACAGCAAAUAUAAAAACUGCUCUAAAACAUGCAACCAAGUAUACAGUUCAGGAGGCAGCAAAGCAGGGCAUUGAAACGGCACUAAACUACGCCAUUGAUACUGGAAUCCAAGCUGUCUUCAAAGAGAUAUUGAAAGAUGGAUUCAAGAUCUCUGUCUCAUCAACCGUCAACCAGAAUGCCAAACUGGGUAAUUGUCUCACUGAGUACAUUGCCUCUGCAGUACCAAAAGGAGCAUUGCAAAACAGUAGCAACUAUAAGAUUGACUCAAAGCUUGAACAACAAAUGAAAGAUUUAGUUCAGAUAAUGACCAAGGAUCUAAUUCCUGAGCUCAUGAAUGAUGACACCACAUCCAAAGUAAGUGAAGUUAUCAGCAGACUCUCUGAGGUGUCCAAAAAAGGAUUGGAGCUUGUAGAAAACAGUGGGAAAAAUAAACUGGUAAAAGGAAUAAAAAUCAGUUUACUAAUAGCAGAACACUCCACAAACCUGGCCAAAAUGGUUCAGUCUAUUUCAUACAGAGCAUGUUAUCAAUGA